Molecule: messenger RNA, 630 nt
Organism: Knipowitschia caucasica
Lineage: Eukaryota; Metazoa; Chordata; Actinopteri; Gobiiformes; Gobiidae
Source: the annotation of a GenBank genome assembly
AUGGAGAUUACUUUUUCCCUCAGAAGAAAAGAGAUUGUGAUGGAAGAGCCUCUUGUCUUGGAUGUCCAGAGACAAUGGCCCGCAUUGUUUUUGCCUGAACAGAUUUCUGCUGAAUUUUUCCGGAUCACACAAACCCACCUGAUGAACCGAUUCUUCUCAUCUUUGGAUGAGUAUGCGCCUAAGAUUAUCAGGUUGUACAGGGCACGCGCUGCGCUGUGGGGAAAAGAUAUGAAGACCCUGUUGGAGAAUCUUGACGAUCAGAUCACAGAAGUACUUGCCCACCGAAAAUCUGCUGCUCUUAGAGGUCUGCCGUUGAUCAUGAGGGAUGAGUCUAAAAGUUUCCUGAGAACCUGUCUGAACAUGCAGCCUCGAGAAAAUCAUGUUGGUGGCAUGAAGAUGGGAGUGUUAACCAUUGUUGAGGAUGAUGUUGGGACUGUUGACUCAAUCCCAAACGCGAGGUUCUUUACUGUGGUGCUUGAGGAACAGAUAGUCAUUGAUGAAGUUAUCAGGGUCAACUUGGUCGUGUCCUGCAACAGCGUCAUAGUGCACCCACAACCCCCCUUUCUACAGCGGUGUACGGUACAGAUGUGGGAGUACCUGGUGGGAACCACCAAGCAUCCUUCCCUUUAG